Messenger RNA from Mesitornis unicolor (brown roatelo), 534 nucleotides. It is a transcript of the gene INO80C, whose product is annotated as INO80 complex subunit C. Gene Ontology annotation, biological process: chromatin remodeling. The record is from RefSeq and is a predicted model, not a curated record. NCBI's taxonomy places the organism in Eukaryota, Metazoa, Chordata, Aves, Mesitornithiformes, Mesitornithidae. The transcript is spliced from 5 exons. Gene Ontology annotation, cellular component: Ino80 complex.
AUGAAUGGACUUGGAUCCUUCCCCUACCUUCGCUGAAGCCUUUUAUUUGACAGAGGGGUUUUGAUACACUCCCUGAACAGCAUUACAGUGUUAACAGCACAUGAGCAUAUUACUGCAGGUGGAGAGGCCAUGAAUGAAAACAAAUUUCUGAACACAGACUCCAGCACAGGAUCAGUGGAAACAACCGUCAAGCCAUUACCAUUUAAAGAUCCAAAUUUCAUCCACUCCGGCAUUGGUGGAGCAGCAGCUGGCAAGAAGAACAGAACUUGGAAGAACCUGAAACAAAUUCUUGCUUCUGAAAGGGCAUUGCCAUGGCAACUAAAUGAUCCUAGCUAUUUUAAUAUUGAUGCUCCUCCUUCCUUUAAGCCUGCCAAGAAAUAUUCGGACAUUUCAGGACUUCCGGCAAAUUACACAGAUCCCCAGAGCAAGCUGAGAUUUAGUAACAUUGAAGAAUUUGCCUAUAUUAGGAUGCUCCCUUCAGACGCUGUUACAGGAUACCUGGCUCUAAGGAAAGCAACAAGUAUUGUUUCUUGA